CUGUGUGAAAAGGGAUUGUCCCUGGCUCCUGUUAGGCCAAUCCUUCCCAAGAAGGCUCCUCCCCACCCAGCCCCUAUUUAGGGGCAGGACAUCCACAGCCCAGCCUACCAUGGGGAGGUGGACAAGAGCCUCCUUGGGACCCAGAAUAGUAGAGCAGCUCAGCCCAGGGCAGCCACUGUCACCCAUGGGGAACAGCCAGUGUGUCCCUCAGGCCCCCAGGAGGCUGCGGGCCUCCUUUUCCAGAAAACCCUCGCUGAAGGCAAGCAGAGAAAACCCGAGGAAGCUAGCUGGCUUGUUUGGUGUGGAGGCGGGCCUUGAAGGGGAUUUGGCAGCUGACAGGAUCUUCCGCUACAUCCCCGGGCCGGAUAUCCAGGGCCUGGAUGGCCGACCAGAAGGCCUAGAGCAGCCAUUCCUGAGUGUCUUCAAGAAAGGGCGGCGGCGGGUGCCUGUGAGGAACCUAGGCAAGGUCGUGCACUAUGCCAAGGUCCAGCUGCGGUUCCAGCACAGCCAGGAUGUUAGUGACUGUUUCCUGGAACUCUUCCCUUCCCACCUGUAUUUCCAGGCCCAUGGCUCUGAAGGACUCACAUUCCAGGGUCUGUUACCUUUGUCAGAUCUGAAGAUCUGCCGACUUGAGAGGUACAGAGAACAUGCCUUCCAGAUCACAGGCCCACUGCCUGCCCCGCUCCUGGUUCUCUGCCCUACUGAGGCUGAGCUCAGCAGCUGGCUCUACCACCUGGAGAAGCAAAUGGCCCUAGUGGGGGUACUUCAGCGCUGCCACACAGUACUCCCACAGGGCUCCACUAAGGACGAGCUCUCUUGGACUCUGCAGCACCCUCUCAGCCAACCUCAGAGGGUAUCAGGGCGAGAGCCACUGGGUGACACCAUCUGUGCCUCAAGGGUCAAGCUACAGCACCUGCCCUCUCAGGAGCAGUGGGACCGGCUCCUGGUCCUAUACCCGGCGUCCUUGGCCAUCUUCUCUGAGGAACCAGAUGGGCUCAGCUUUAAGGGGGAGCUGCCACUCAGUGCCAUCCACAUCAACCUGGAAGAAGAGGAGAAGCAGAUUCGCUCCUUCCUAAUUGAAGGCCGUCUCAUCAACACCAUCCGUGUGGUAUGUGCCAGCUAUGAAGACUACAGCCACUGGCUGUUCUGCCUUCAGACUGUCUCCCGCAAGGACGGGUCACCCUUGCUGCCCAACCUCAAGAGUCCCCCACGGCUGCAGGAGCCCACACAGAUUGCGGGUGGCGGCCGAGGUUUACUCUCCUCAGAUGGACGGACCAGCUGGGACUUGGGGUACCCAGCACCAUCCUUUGCUUGCACCAGUCACUUCUUCCCGGAGUCCUCUAUGCGGUCCACUGUGGGCUGGCCUACACCCGAUCAGGCCAACCCUGACUGUGCCCGUGUUGGCCAAAGGAGGGCAGAACUGAGACGUGGUGGCAGCAGCCGGUCACCCAGGAGAAAGGCCCAAAGAGAAGCACCUAGCCCAGCAGCACCACUGCCCCUGCACCUGGACCUGGCCCAGGUGGGUAGGCUGAGGCUGGAGGGUGGUCCAGAAGCACCAGAACACUCCCUGGAGACUCCACACUCCCCGCUCUAUGCCGACCCUUACACACCACCUGCCACCUCCCACCACAAGAUCACAGAUGUCCAGGGAUUGGAUGAGUUCCUCAGUGCAGUACAGAACUCACCUGGACCUACACCCUUAAGCCCAUUCCCCCCAAUCCCAGCAUCUGUGCCUGUGUCUGACCUCAGCUCUGGACUCUCCAGUUCUCCUGGCCCUCCAGAUCCCCAUUUUCUUUCCAAGAAGGGAGCCUCACAGACCCGAGCCUCUCAGAGGCACCAAGGCUCCAUCAGGGGCCAGCAGUCUCGGUCCUCAGACUCUUCUUGGCUUGUCUCGUCUACCAAGGAAGAUUCAUGCAGCCCCCUGCCACCUUCUCCAGAUGGCGAGUCCCCCAUCUGGAACAAGACUUCAACUUCCUCCAGCCAGAAGUGGCUGCAGAUCAAGAGGCCUGAGGCAGAGGGGGCAUUCAUCCAGUGGAUCUGAUGGCCUCCCUGGCAGGGCUGCCCCUCAGAACUAUAGCCUGCCAGUGCCAGCCCUGCCAGGGGAUCUGCAAUGGCCCCAGCACCCCAUUGCGCUACAUCAGCUUUACAGUCUGGGUCUAACCCCAGCAGGCCAAAUGCAUCUCCAGAACCCUGGGGGCAGAGUGCCCUCCCACCGUGGGCUGGAGCAGCCAGGAGAGAGUUCCUCAUCCCCAGGGACACCCUGGUCAUUGUGACUGACCACAGCUCAGGGAAGUACACUAGGAAGGUCCUGGGGUGCCACAGGAGCCUCUCACAGCUCUAAAUCCAGGAAGAAAUGGAGGGAACCUGAUGAGAGAGAUGCCUGGAGUAGGGGUAGUGUGUGUAUGAAGGGCAGAGGGCUGAGAAAGCCUGUCAGGGUCAGAAUAUGUGAGGUCAGAGUGCACAAGAGUCAGAGAGCAGCAAGGUAUGAGUUGUCACGUGCAGAGUAUGAGAGUACAUAGCAAGGAUGGUGGGAGAGUCCUGCAUUGCUGGAUGUGCGGGGAAGGACUGGUUGGAGACACUGGUGCCAUAAACAAGAAAAAAGAGAUUUUAUUGGUUCUGUGUCUGUGUUCUCUGCUAAACAUCAGGGGAUUCCCACCGUCCUGGAGAUCCUGUGUUGCCUCCUGCAUCCACUCACUGCUCUUUUUCCUUGGAUCCUUUACCUGCCUCUCCGUCCAUCUCUGACUCAUGGGAUCAUCCCAAGAGCUCAGUCCUUCCCCAUGAGCCCACUAAGUUCUGUCUAUACCCUUGACUAGGGCUUCCCAGAGAAGCCAGACCUUGCCCACUGCCGCACCCUGUAGGUAUCCUGUAGGCGUCUACUCAUUCACUCUAGCUGGCCUCCUAACCCCUUGACCAUAGACUUUGAAACUUGGAGUUCAGAGGGGCCUGUAAGACCCUUGCCAGCCUAGUCUGUUGUGCACAAGGCAUAAUCCCUGGGAAAUCACUCUCACCAGCUCUGAUGCCACCUAGCAUCCCUAUCGCAGCCCCACCAGACUCAGCAGGAUCUUGCUGCUCUCUGACGCUCCUAA
Cavia porcellus (domestic guinea pig) is the source of this 3086-nucleotide messenger RNA. RefSeq names its product pleckstrin homology domain containing N1 (gene Plekhn1). Bases 110 to 2041 code for a protein of 643 amino acids. Gene Ontology annotation, biological process: 3'-UTR-mediated mRNA destabilization; positive regulation of apoptotic process; response to hypoxia. The transcript is spliced from 16 exons. The record is from RefSeq and is a predicted model, not a curated record. Gene Ontology annotation, molecular function: phosphatidylserine binding; cardiolipin binding; phosphatidylinositol phosphate binding. Gene Ontology annotation, cellular component: cytoskeleton; mitochondrial membrane. NCBI's taxonomy places the organism in Eukaryota, Metazoa, Chordata, Mammalia, Rodentia, Caviidae.